AUGAUGAAGAAAGUGGCAAAGAAAAGUGACCAGAAAGAGCCGGAAGGAAGAGCCCUCAGUACAGCGAACCUAAAACAAGAUGACGAAAUGCAAGCCCAGAUGACACCUCCUUACAUAACAUACAUCAUCGAGGAGGAAGGUGUGUGCAGUGAGAGCAGCCCCGAGCCUGAGGAAGAUGACUUCCCUGAUGGUUACAUAGAGUGCGUCAUAAGCGGUGAGUUUUCUCAGCCCGCUUUGGAAGAGGAUUUGCUUUUUAAAUCCUUCGAAAACCUAGAGGAAGCUGAACACAACCUUUCUCACCAUGUUCUUGAAGAAAAUUCUCUUCUUGAAUGUUCUUUGGAAUACACGACAAAGGAAAUGACACAAGAGAAAAGUCAGGCCAAGGGAGAGCUGCCUCUGCAGAGAGUUGAAGAGAACUCAGAACUUGGCUGUUUUGAGUCCACGAGCAGCAGGCAGCUUCCUGUUGGAAAAGCAUCGGCGAUUGAUUUAUCGGGUCAUAAGCAGCUUGCAGGGUUUGCUGGAGAGAAGGAAAAGGGCAGUGAAUAUCUUGGUGCUUUAUCAAUGGUAGAGUGUCCUCACAGUGGGUGCAGGAAGCCACUGAGGGAUAAAAAUGCCCUGAGGAAACACAUGCUUGUUCACAGUCCAAGGGAGCAUGUGUGUGCAGAGUGUGGAAAAGGUUUUGCAGAGAGCUCGAAACUCAAGCGCCAUUUUCUGGUUCAUACUGGAGAGAAGCCAUUUCAGUGCACGUUCGAAGGGUGUGGGAAGCGCUUCUCGCUAGAUUUCAACUUGCGCACCCAUGUCCGCAUCCACACCGGUGAGAGACGCUUUGUGUGUCCCUUUGACGGCUGCGAGAAGAGGUUUGUUCAGUCAAAUAACCUGAAGACUCACAUCCUCACGCAUGCCAAGGCAGGGAAGAAAUGCUGA
This is a messenger RNA of Acomys russatus (golden spiny mouse), 924 nucleotides long. RefSeq names its product ZFP42 zinc finger protein (gene Zfp42). Gene Ontology annotation, cellular component: PcG protein complex; transcription regulator complex. The record is from RefSeq and is a predicted model, not a curated record. The coding region runs from base 1 to 924 and encodes 307 amino acids. The transcript has a single exon. Gene Ontology annotation, biological process: regulation of transcription by RNA polymerase II. NCBI's taxonomy places the organism in Eukaryota, Metazoa, Chordata, Mammalia, Rodentia, Muridae. Gene Ontology annotation, molecular function: DNA-binding transcription factor activity, RNA polymerase II-specific; RNA polymerase II cis-regulatory region sequence-specific DNA binding.